Sporisorium graminicola is the source of this 1401-nucleotide messenger RNA. RefSeq lists its product as uncharacterized. Gene Ontology annotation, biological process: mitotic cell cycle; microtubule cytoskeleton organization. Gene Ontology annotation, molecular function: GTP binding; structural constituent of cytoskeleton; GTPase activity. The record is from RefSeq and is a predicted model, not a curated record. Gene Ontology annotation, cellular component: cytoplasm; microtubule. The transcript is spliced from 4 exons. The coding region runs from base 1 to 1401 and encodes 466 amino acids. NCBI's taxonomy places the organism in Eukaryota, Fungi, Basidiomycota, Ustilaginomycetes, Ustilaginales, Ustilaginaceae.
AUGCGUGAGCUUAUCACAUUCGCCGUUGGUCAGGCUGGUAACCAGAUCUCAUCGGCCUUCUGGCAGAGCAUCCUCAACGAACACGGUCUUGACGGCGAUGGUCGAUACAUCGGUGACAAUGAAGCCGAGCAACUCUCCAAAGUAGGCGUCUUCUUCGAGCCCUCCGGUCAGGAGGGCAAGUUCGUUCCUCGAUCCAUCCAGGUCGACUUGGAGCCAGGCACCAUGGACACGAUCCGCUCCGGCCCACUCGGCAAGCUCUUCCGCCCAGACAACUACAUCAACGGCGAGAGCGGUGCGGGCAACAACUUUUCGAAAGGAUACUACACCGAGGGUGCCGAGCUGCUCGACCAGGUGCUCGACGUAGCGCGCAAAGAGGCCGAGAAAACCGACAUGCUCCAAGGCUUCCAGCUCGUCCACUCGCUCGGUGGUGGCACGGGAUCUGGUUUGGGUACCAACUUGCUGACCAAACUGCGCGAGGAGUUCCCAGACAGAAUGCUGGCGACAUGGUCAGUGCUGCCGUCGCCCAAGGUGUCGGAUACGGUGGUGGAGCCGUACAAUGCGACGCUGUCGUUCCACCAGCUUGUUGAGAACUCGGACAUGACUUUCUGUCUCGACAACGAGGCGCUGUACGACAUUUGCCAGCGCACGCUGCGCACCAAGGAUCCGACGUAUGCCGACCUCAACUCGAUCAUCUCGUACGCCAUGUCCGGCUGCUCGACCACGCUGCGUUUCCCCGGACAGCUCAAUUCGGAUCUGCGUAAGAUGGGUGUCAACCUGGUACCGUUCCCGCGCCUGCACUUUUUCACCACUGGGUUUGCGCCGCUGGUCUCGCCCGGUAGCAAGGCGUACCAGUCGAUCAAGACGUCGGAGCUGAUUGCGCAGGGGUACGAUCCGAAGAACAUCAUGGCGGCGAUCGACCCACGUCAUGGCAAGUACCUCACGGUGGCGGCGAUCUUCCGUGGUAAAGUCAACGCGCGCGAUGUCGAGAACGAGAUGUACAACCUGCGCGAAAAGAACCCGUCGGGCUUUGUUGAGUGGAUCCCGAACAACGUGUUGACGAGCUUGUGCGACAUUGCGCCGCCGCAGCUCAAGAUGUCGGCGACGUUUAUUGCCAACACAACGUCGAUCCAGGAGCUGUUCAAGCGCACGCACGACCAGUUCAGCCUCAUGUUCCGUCGCAAGGCUUUCUUGCACUGGUACACGGGUGAGGGCAUGGACGAGAUGGAGUUCACCGAGGCCGAGUCCAACCUGAUGGACCUCAUUGCCGAGUACCAGCAGUACGAAAGUGCCGGGGUCGACGAGGAGGAGGAGCUCUACGAGGCCGAGUACAACGACGACGACGUCGGCGCCGAGCAGCCCUACGAGGGCGACGACUCCGUCCAGUACGCCGACGAACAAUGA